AUAAAACAAACAAACUUUAAAGAUGGCCAGCGCUCCUAUACCGCUCACUAAUGUGGGAAGCGGCUACACCAUUGUUACUCAGGUUGUUCCCACAUCAACAGCUUCAGCUACAUCAGGACAAAACUCCUCUCAGGUGCAAAGCCCACUGCAGAAGUUUCUGAAAGGAGAACCCAAAGCACUCGGAACUGUCCAAAUAAUGAUUGGUGUAAUAACGAUAUUGUUUGGUAUCGUGCUGGCGGUCAAUCCUAUAUCCAUCAGCGUGAGCACUGGGGUCGUCUUCUGGGGCUCACUGUUUCACAUUAGUGCUGGUUCUCUGGCUGUUUCAGGGAGCAACAAGCUUAAUGCCUGUGUGGUGAAGGCCACUCUUGGAGUAAAUAUCUUAAGCACAGUAGCUACGGGAAUCGCUAUCAUCCUUUUUUCCCUGGAUCUGGCGUUCAUGCCAUUGUUUUCUUCCCAUUUUGCAGAGAGCCGUACCAGUGGAAUCACAGGCGUUCUGCUGGUUUUCUCUCUGCUCCAGUUCGCUGUUUCCAUUGCAAUUUCAGCCUUCACCUGCAAAGCAACUUGCAAUGGUGAACCCACUCUGAACAUCAUUAAUGUGGUUUCAAACCCUGAGAGUGCUGUUCCUGUGGUCGGUUCCUUCCCAGCUUAUCAAGCACAAGCGGGCGCUGUUACCAUGAGCAGUCCGCCUGUGGAAAGUCCUCCAGCCUACAGUGAGAAAAGCUAAACACAAAACUACUAGGGGAAGGAUAAUGGUGCUUGGGAUUGGGUUGCUGCCUAAAAUCGAACCACAAUAAAACAAAUAAAAACAACAACAAAAACAAUUAACAAUAUCAGGAAAUAGAUCAUUAAAAACUUUGGUAUAAAAUCUACAUGUUUAUAAACCACAAGUCUUUGUAAUCUGGUACCUCUAAUCAUCAUGUAAGCUAUGUUACAAAGCUUAAUGUAUAUCAUAAGUCUUUUUCUCUCCUGUUUUUGACCCCUAUCAUAUGCCAAACUCUGGACACUUCCUUAGAUCUGUUUAGCAUCUCAGUCCCUGUUUAUGGCCUUUUACGUCUGUACUUUUAUUCUAGCAUUUUAUUUACCCUUCAAUCUUUGCCAAAUUUUGCAUGUAUUUUUCAGGUUAAUUCAAACUGCUGUAUUGAUUAGUAGAAUGUCUGUAAAUUAAAGUAAAAUAUGUUACUUUUCAUCCUUAACUUUGGUGAAGUUCUCUUCUGAUGAGAAUAAUAAAACUGCGAAGUAUUGAGUUGA
Clarias gariepinus (North African catfish) is the source of this 1248-nucleotide messenger RNA. Its product is annotated as membrane-spanning 4-domains subfamily A member 8-like. Bases 23 to 724 code for a protein of 233 amino acids. The transcript has 7 exons. Gene Ontology annotation, cellular component: membrane. NCBI's taxonomy places the organism in Eukaryota, Metazoa, Chordata, Actinopteri, Siluriformes, Clariidae. The record is from RefSeq and is a predicted model, not a curated record.